Molecule: messenger RNA, 432 nt
Organism: Vicia villosa (hairy vetch)
Lineage: Eukaryota; Viridiplantae; Streptophyta; Magnoliopsida; Fabales; Fabaceae
Product: glycine-rich RNA-binding protein 8-like
Exons: 2
Coding region: 1-432 (143 amino acids)
Source: RefSeq, a predicted model, not a curated record
AUGGGAGAAAAUUUUGGGGUUGUAGAAAUUACAGAAACCACAUGGAUAAGGGAUGCAAUUUCUUCAAGUGGUAAGUUAUGUGGUGAUCCACCAAUAACUGUAGGUUGUGGUUGUGCUGAACCCGAUGAACCCGAAGAAGGCGAGGAUUUCAAAGGCGGCGGAGGCGUUGGAGAAGAUUGUGUUGAAGGAGUUGGUGGAGACGGCGGUGACUCUGUCAGCAAUGGUGGUGGAAGACUUAGUGUUGGUGGAGGAUAUGAUUUUAGAGGUGGAGAAGGAGGAGGUGAAUAUAAUGUUAAUAAUGGAGGAGGUGGAGGGGUUUGUGUAAGUAAUGGAGAAGAUGGAGGGUGGGGUGUAAUUAGUGGAAAAGGGGGUGCAUUUGUUAAUAAAGGAGGGGGUGGAGGAUUUUGUGUUGGGGGUGAAAGUGGAGGAUGA